This is a messenger RNA of Papaver somniferum (opium poppy), 1678 nucleotides long. RefSeq names its product glycine-rich cell wall structural protein-like. The transcript is spliced from 2 exons. The record is from RefSeq and is a predicted model, not a curated record. The coding region runs from base 1 to 1473 and encodes 490 amino acids. Lineage: Eukaryota; Viridiplantae; Streptophyta; Magnoliopsida; Ranunculales; Papaveraceae.
AUGGCUUCAUCCGCAUCAUGUUUAGGUUUUGUUCUUAGCUUGUUCCUCAUUACUAGUUUCGCUACUAUUGCCCAAAGCCGAAUAGCCAGGAAAGACUUGGGUUUGGACUUCGGAGGCAAUGUAGGAGCUGGAAUUGGUUCAGGAAUAGGCUUAGGAGGAGGUGGUUCUGCGUCGGGAUCUGGCUCUGGAUCUGGUUCCGUUCGUGAUGGAGGUCAAGGUGCAGGUAAUAUAGGAAGCAAUAUUGGAGGUAAUGCAGGAAGUGGAGUAAGUACAGGAAUAAGCUUAGGUGGAGGUGGUUCUGCAUCUGGGCAAGUUGGGGGUAAUGUAGGAGGUAAAGUCGGAGGUAAUGCAGAAGCAGGAGUUGGUACAAACAUAGGUUUAGGUGGAGGUGGUUCUGCAUCCGGCUCAGGUUCUGCUUCUGGUUCCGCUGGCGCAGGUGGACAAGGUGGAGCUGAUGUAGGAGGUAAAGUCGGAGGUAAUGUAGGAGAUGGAGUUAGUACAAACAUAGGUUUAGGUGGAGGUGGUUCUGCAUCCUCCUCAGGUUCUGCUUCGGGUUCCGCUGGUGCAAGUGGAAAAGGUAGAGCUGAUGUAGGAGGUAAAGUCGGAGGUAAUGUAGGAGUUGGAGUUGGUACAAACAUAGGCUUAGGUGGAGGCGGCUCUGCAUCCGGCUCAGGUUCUGCUUCUGGUUCUGCCGGUGCAGGUGGACAAGGUGGAGCUGAUGUAGGAGGUAAAGUCAGAGGUAAUGUAGGAGCUGGAGUUGGUACAAACAUAGGCUUAGGUGGAGGUGUCUCUGCAUCCGGCUCAGGUUCUGCUUCUGGUUCUGACGGUGCAGGUGGACAAGGUGGAGCUGAUGUAGGAGGUAAAGUCGGAGGUAAUGUAGGAGCUGGUACAAACAUAGGCUUAGGUGGAGGUGGUUCCGCAUCCGGCUCAGGUUCAGCUUCUGGUUCCGCCGGUGCAGGUGGACAAGGUGGAGCUAAUAUAGGAGGUAAAGUCGGAGGUAAUGUAGGAGCUGAAGUUGGUACAAACAUAGGCUUAGGUGGAAGUGGUUCUGCAUCCGGCUCAGGUUCUGCUUUUGGUUCCGCCGGCGCAGCUGGACAAGGUGGAGUUGAUGUAGGAGGUAAAGUCGGAGGUGGACAAGGUGGAGCUGAUGUAGGAGGUCAAGUCGGAGGUAAUGUAGGAGCUGGCGUUGGUACAGACAUAGACUUAGGUGGAGGUGGUUCUGCAUCCGGCUCAGGGUUUGCUUCUGGUUCCGCUGGUGCAGCUGGACAAGGUAGAGCUGAUAUAGGAGGUAAAGUCGGAGGUGAUACAGAAGCUGGAGUUGGUACAAAUAUAGGUUUAGGUGGAGGUGGUUCUGCAUCUGGCUCAGGUUUUGCGUCUGGUUCUGCUGGUGCAGGUGGACAAGGUGGAGUUGGUGCAAGAGGUAAAAUCGGAGGAAAUGCAGGAGCUGGGAUAGGUGCCGGCAUAGGCAAGUGAAUGACUAACUUUGAAACAACAUUCAAAUGUGAUCAUAGGUGUUCCUAAGUUAAAUACCAAGGGGUACAUAUAUAUACAUACGUAUACGAACAAUUAUAUAUGUCAAGUCUAUCUAAAUAAAAGAAGGGGUGAAUUCUAAUGUAAUUUGCAGUAGUUUAUGGUUUAAUAACUUUGUAAUGGAUUUUGAGAAAUUUGUUACAUUUAA